Molecule: messenger RNA, 1682 nt
Organism: Phyllopteryx taeniolatus (common seadragon)
Lineage: Eukaryota; Metazoa; Chordata; Actinopteri; Syngnathiformes; Syngnathidae
Gene: slc31a2
Product: solute carrier family 31 member 2
Exons: 4
Coding region: 224-694 (156 amino acids)
Biological process (GO): copper ion transmembrane transport
Cellular component (GO): membrane
Molecular function (GO): copper ion transmembrane transporter activity
Source: RefSeq, a predicted model, not a curated record
CUCCAUUACCCGUCAGCCUUUUGUUUAUGGUCUGAAGUCACGGGGUACUGCAGUUUUGGGGUGGAAUCAUUCUUCUUUCUUAAGGAGCGGAAGAAGAACUGCCUGCCUGGUACUCGGCUCAUGAUUGCCGAAGCAUCAAGAGUUACCUUGCCAGAGAAAGCCGCUCGCCAUGUGUCAACAGAGUUAUUAACUGGGGCGUUUUCCUUCGCCGAGCAAGUUCAGCAUGAUGCCCAUGACCUUUGAGGUGUCAGCUAGCGUGACACUCCUGUUUGACUUCUGGCAUGUGAGCACCCCUGGAGGUAUGUUUGUAUCAGUGCUAGUAGUCAUGUUGCUGACAGUCUUCUACGAGCUGCUCAAAGUGUGGAGGGUUUGGCUUAGCAGAAGCACGGUGUUGGCUCACUAUUCGACUCCUUAUGCCGGUGCGCUGUCCCGACGCAGUGACAGCAGUUCUGUGCUGGAAAACAGCCCCUCUGAAACCUCAUUGACUUCCAAUGACUCACAUCCUAUCUUUCGAAGAAACAGGCACAGCUGGUUGCUACAUGGAAUCCAGACAUUGCUCCACUUGCUGCAGGUGACUCUGGGCUACAUGUUGAUGUUGUGCAUCAUGUCCUUCAACACUUGGAUCUUCCUCGGCAUCAUUGCAGGUUCUGCACUGGGUUAUUUCAUCUCAUUCCCUCUGCUGGAUCAGCAUUGACGGACAGUACAGUGUUCCCCCCCGGAAUUCAAAAGAUCACAUUUUUGGUUAAAAUGUGUGGAAAUCCUCAUGAUGAGCUGUUUUGAUGCUUUCUGUGUGUUUAGUAUUUCUCAAAAUGUCAGCUAAUCAGUGUAACACAAUCCAUAUUAAUUGUGUACACUCGAAGUGGACAACUGGAGGGAUAUCAUGUUAAAGUUAUGACAGCUAUAAGAGCUGAUGAUGAGCUAAUGAUUUUAAAUGAUGACUAAUAUGAGCUUAAAUUAUUUUAAGUGAUGAAGAUUAUAAUCAUUCAUAGCAGAAACUCAAAGGGAGAGAAUGUUUUGUCAUCAACAAUGACUGUAUUAUCAGUAAUUUUGUAGAUAACACAACUGAUUAUAUAGAAAUGUCAGAUUAAGAUAAUUUAAUUUUGUUGUACACAGAGCUGAGCACAAAUUUGUUUGAUUAAAAGAGGGAAAAAAAAUACAAUUUAAAGAUUGCCUCUGAUUCAAAACUAUUUUCAUCUUCGCACACUAAAGAUGAGUUUAUUUGGACAAGAGUUUCAAUAAUCUCUCAAAUUAAUGCAGAAGCCACUUUGAGGAACCCACUCAAUCAUGUGAUUUCAGUUUGUAAGUGUUAGUCAUUUGAAUUCAGUUCCAAAUAUUGUCAUAGUAUAAACUGAUUAAUUCCAGAUGUGUGCUUGUUUGUCUCUGCACAUCAAAACUGCAAAGGAAGCAAAAGUGACUGAAACUGAUUUGGGCUUUUUGAGAUCUUGUUUAGAUACUGUAUAUGCAAUGGCGAGUACAUAGGGGUCAAACUCAAGGCCCGGGAGCCAGCUUUGGCACGCCACAUCAUUUUAUGUGGCCUGCUAAACGUCUACUUCACGGUUUUUGGUAAAAUACUGUAUGUACCGAAAUUGGAAAUGGUCUUCACUUUGAGAUGUUGCAUUUCUUUUUUUAACCACAUCCCAUUUUUCAAUAAAUUCAACAGGUGUUGAACUAAUUUUCCUUGA